Messenger RNA from Tinamus guttatus (white-throated tinamou), 1986 nucleotides. The record is from RefSeq and is a predicted model, not a curated record. Lineage: Eukaryota; Metazoa; Chordata; Aves; Tinamiformes; Tinamidae.
AAUAACACGAUGUGCCUUAGUCAACCACUGAAAAUGCAGACGUCUCCUUUGUUCAACACAGAGGAAGAUAUUCCUGUGGAAAGCAAAGCUCCAUCAAAAAUUUUAUAUGAAACAGUAGCCAGCUUAGUCCCGUCUUCAUUUGAUGGUAGAGCACUUCCUCAAACAUCUGCAGAUGGUUCUGCUCAGCCGCAUGUGUCUUGGGCCAUGGUUCUUUCCCAGCCCCCGAAGAAAAUUGUAUCGUCACCAGCAUCUGAAGGUCUUUCCAGAAGCAAAGGGAAGCAGGAUAGUCAGGCAAAGUCAGAAACCAGAAAUGAUGCUAGUGAAACUGAGCCUGAAGAAGGAUCAGAAAAGAAGAAAAAAAAGAAGAAAAAGAAAAAGAAACCUAAAUCAUCGCCUGAAGUAGAAAAACCUCAAACUGAAACUGCUGCAGUGCAGGAACCACCAAGGAUUGAGGAUGCUGAAGAAUUUCCUGAUCUAGCAGCUGCUUCUGAUAGGAAAAACAGAGUGGGAUCUCAGAUGUCAUCAUUUUCUCCUGCUGUUAGAAAGCAGUCUGAAGGUGAUCUUCUUGAAGAGUCCUGUGAUAGUCGUUCUUCCAAGCUGGAUGGAAUACCCAGAGUUGAUGGAAUAUCUGGGAAGCAAACUACAUCUGUUGCAUUAGAAAAAAAGAAAAUGCAGGAAGCAAGCAAGAGCAGUGGUAAGAAGAGUCAAGUUCCUGUGCAGUUGGACUUGGGUGGCAUGUUGGCAGUCUUGGAGCAGAAACAGCAAACGGGGAAGUCAAAACAGUCUUCUAAACCUGUGGUGCUUUCAGUUGGUGGUGCCAUACCACUGCUUUCUAAAGAACCUGCUGCAGCAACAAAAAAUCACCGAUCAAACCAAGGAAAGAUGCCUCAUAACCCUUUGGAUUCCAGCGCCCCUAGCAUAAAAAGGCUAAUUGGUAACACUCCAUCACUAGAUCAGUUUGGGUCUAGAAUUACUCUUACAAACCUAGCGAAGAUUAUUUUAAAAGAAAGGGAACAGCGAAAACAGCAGCACCUGUUAGAACAGACAGCAGUGCCAAAAGAUGGAGAUAAGAUUUGUCAGACUGCAGAAAAUACUACUGAAGAUGAAACACUUCCACAGGAUAGCCAAACAGCUGUUCCUGCCAUGCAAGUUGCUGUGGCUCAGAAUGACGCUGGAGGGUGUCUGGAGGGUCCAGGAAUCAAGGAUUCUACAGAAAGCUCUACAGCUUCAAAACAGCUGAACUCCAAUCUUCCAAAAAUCCACAGUAGGAGAUUUAGAGAUUAUUGCAGCCAGGUACUUAGUAAAGAGGUUGAUAGCUGUGUGACGGAUCUCUUGAAAGAACUGGUUCGUUUCCAAGAUCGCUUGUAUCAGAAAGACCCAGUAAAGGCCAAGAUAAAACGCCGGCUUGUGAUGGGGCUCAGAGAAGUUUUGAAAUACUUGCGGCUGAAAAAGCUGAAGUGUGUCAUCAUCUCUCCUAACUGUGAAAAGAUUCAGUCAAAGGGUGGGCUGGAUGAGACUCUGCACAACAUCAUCGACUGUGCCUGUGAACAAAACAUCCCCUUUGUCUUCGCGCUGAACCAAAAAAACAAGGCCCUGGGCCGCUGCGUGAAUAAAGCAGUGCCUGUGAGCGUGGUGGGGAUUUUCAGCUAUGAUGGGGCUCAGGACCAUUUUCACAGAAUGGUACAGCUGACCACAGAGGCCAGGAAAGCCUAUAAAGAUAUGGUAGCAGCUUUAGAGGAAGAAGCUGAAGGACUAAGUGAAAAAGCCUCCAGCAUCUCAACCACUGAGUAUGGAAAAAACGGCUCAUCAGAAACCAGUAAAGCAUCUCCCAGAGAAUCUGAUGAGGAUGUUCCAAAUUAUAUUAAAAUCUGGAAAAAAAAGCUUGAAGAAGAGUAUAACCCAUACGCCCUGGAAUUGGAAAAGAGUGCAACCACUGACGUGCUGGCAUUGAAUUCAGAAGAGCAGCAGUAAAUCCAGAUUCAGUUC